AUGCCUUCUUUGAGACCUGCGCUCAAACCUGGACCUACUCCUAGGCCUGUCAUCAAGCCUACAUUGCGAGCACCCCAAUAUACUGAGGAGUAUGAUAUUGCAGAGCCACUUAUUGCAUCCAUCCUUUGGGGUCGGUCCAGUGAAAGGCAACAGGCCUCUGUUCAGAUUGAUUCUGUAAAUGAUCAAAUUCAGGCAAAGAAUAUCAGAUAUAAGAUCCGUAAGGCAAAUGGAUGCAUCGAUACUGCCGCCUUCAAGACAGCUGCCGAGCAGCUGAGUCAAGCUUCAAUAACCUUUGCGGGAAGCAAAGACACCACAUUAUUUUCGCAAGCCAAACGCGACCUCGAGGAAUGCAUCAGAAUAGGCAGAUUACCCAAGACGUGGAACAUUGAAUGGGAUGUGUUUUUGGAUUUUCAUCGUGAACGCGUUGGUCGUUCGAACACAGAAGGCAAUCAGCUUGAAAAAAUCCCUAACGCUCAAAGGAACCUUUAUGCGGAAGAGGAAGAUGGAUACAAUGAUGGAGAUGUGCAGGUGGAUUACCACGAAUAUUCCAGUGUUGAUUAUGAGGAGGAAGAGGAGGAGGAAGAGGAGGAAGAGGUGGCUGUCCAGAAUGGGCACUACGAAGAUGAGAAUCAAUAUAGUGACCAAGUGGAUGAAUACGAUGAUUAUGACAAUGGAGAGGACGAGGGGUAUGACGGAUAUACCGACGAAGAAAACGAGGAGGGGUACGAUGAAAGAGAAGGUGAGUAUAGCGAAGAUUAUAGCGAAGGCGAUGACGAGUAUGAGCACUCCGAGAAGGAUGAGCUCGAUCAAGAGGGUCCAGACCAUGAUUCUACCGAUGAAGCCCCAGAAUUUGCCUACCACACAGAGCGUGAGCUAGAGAGUGUCGAUAUUGGUUUGAUCAGACGCCGAGCACAAAACCAUUAUGGGCUUCUCUUGACCUCGGGGUUCAUCCUAGGUUGGCGAAAGACUAAGCUGGCAGGUCUAGUAGCAGUGAUGGGAUAUGAAUGUCGCGGUAAGCGGACUGCCCGUGUGAAGCAGCACAAGGACCCAAAUGAUGGGCAGGAGUCUGUGAUGAAGGACCGCUCUUUAUCAAUUCUCGGGAUCGGCUUAAUAGCUUGGGAAGUGGAUUCAAAGUCUGUGUUCGAACCAACGAAGUCUCUGUACCCGACUCCUAACGGGACAUAUCCGACUACAUUUAUUGCAGUGCGUUGGGAGGGUGAUAUCUGGACAUGGGAGUCUCGUAAGGAUUUCUAUUCUUUGAUGGGGGACCUCAGCCAGUUCGAAGUCGACAUCCUCUUAUACUUCAUGGCAAUAUCUCAGGAAGGAGACUAUCUUAAGGCCAUGACCGGGAAAAGACCGACAUUCCCAGUUAUCGCAAGCACCUGA
Penicillium robsamsonii is the source of this 1386-nucleotide messenger RNA. RefSeq lists its product as uncharacterized. The transcript is spliced from 2 exons. The record is from RefSeq and is a predicted model, not a curated record. NCBI's taxonomy places the organism in Eukaryota, Fungi, Ascomycota, Eurotiomycetes, Eurotiales, Aspergillaceae. The coding region runs from base 1 to 1386 and encodes 461 amino acids.